Lytechinus variegatus (green sea urchin) is the source of this 5482-nucleotide messenger RNA. RefSeq names its product ATP-binding cassette sub-family C member 9-like. Gene Ontology annotation, cellular component: membrane. The coding region runs from base 125 to 4849 and encodes 1574 amino acids. Lineage: Eukaryota; Metazoa; Echinodermata; Echinoidea; Temnopleuroida; Toxopneustidae. The transcript is spliced from 32 exons. Gene Ontology annotation, molecular function: ABC-type transporter activity; ATP binding; ATP hydrolysis activity. The record is from RefSeq and is a predicted model, not a curated record. Gene Ontology annotation, biological process: transmembrane transport.
UGAUUAGUUUGUCCACGAGGUGGUCUAAUGCACCAUUUCAUCGUGCAAUACCUGUGAUGAAGAUCACUUCAUCUGCUGUUCAAAUUCUUUGAGAGUGGAACCCGAGUAAUAGGAAUAGAAGACAAUGGCAGCAGUAACAGACAAAGUUCUUUCCUGGUUGUGCCGAGGGGGAAACUCGUCGACGACGAACUUUUCAAUAAUUCUUCAUCCUGAGGAACAUAGGACACCUAAUACAUGUUCAACGGACAUUGUUCUCUUCAGCAUUAACUUGGUAUUCUGUAUAUUAACUUCACUAGUUUUCUUUUUCGUACGACUAUGUAACAUCUCACGUACGACUGAUCAUGACUACAUCAUCCGUUACCCAGGGCAUGUGAUCCGUUGGUUGCUUUACAUACUCUAUAUCCUCAUCUGUCUGACGAUGCUCGGAGAAGGUAUAUUAACCUCUCAUCAACAUCACUUUGGAGCUCCACCGAUUAUGUACAUCUCACCAUUAGCUGCACUCCUGGCCUCUAUCUUUGUAAUGUUAUAUUAUCAUUACAUGGAGUAUUGGGAUCUACCUGGAAUGUGGCCUUUACAGUUGUUGUAUUGGGUUUCCCUCCUCAUCGUGGAGUGCUUCAGAGCUUUUGAUUUUUAUCGCGACGACAUUACAUCACGUGACAUGAUCUGGGUGGUCAAUAAGUCAAUGAUAGCUGUUGAUGGAACGAUGUGUUUAAUCGAGAUAUAUCUCCUGAUCAAGAAGGGAUUCAGCCUCGUAUCUUCAAACCAAAUUCAUUCUGAGCUCAAGGAAAGGAAGUACCUUCAUGAUGACUGCAGUUUACCUUCUGCGCUUCUUUAUUCCUGGAUGAACGGAAUGUUUAAGAAAGGCAUGCAUGAAGCUAUUGAAAUCGAUGAUAUGGGAAGUUUACCCGAGGAGCAUUCAGCAAAGUACAGUAGUGAACGCUUUGCAAAGAUUCUACUUCAAGAAAAGGAAAGAGCGAGAAAGAAAGGCCGCGAGAUCAGUUUUAACCGAGCGCUCUUCCAUUUCCUUAAGAAAGGAUUAUAUGUAUCUGGAAUUCUCAAAUUCGUCGGAGAUUCUUCAGGUUUUGCAACACCGUAUUUAAUAUCUGGUAUUAUCACAUGGGCAACCUUACAUGGGAAGGACUCCGGCGAGACAGGGCAAACAUAUCAAAUGACGGAAUCAUAUUACAUCACAGUAGGAGAUUUCUUUUCCAAUGGAUUUGUUCUCGUGAUAGCCCUCUUUUUCCAGUUGGUUUUCCAGAAGAUCUGUACUCAAUUAAGUUAUCAUUACGUCAUCUUAGAGGGAGCCAAGGCCAGAGCUGCUAUUCAGUCAGCAGUGUAUUCUAAAACCUUGCGUUUGUCAACUUCUGGGAUUGGAAGCGGGUCGCUAACCCAGGGCCAGAUUGCUAACCAUAUGUCUGUUGAUCCUCGAAGUAUCUUCUUAGCACUACAAUGGAUCCAUUCCAUCUGGUCGAUACCUUAUCAGGUCAUUGUUUUCGUGAUAAUCCUCUACUACCAGCUGGGAUUUUCAGCCCUUGUUAGUUGUUUGGUCCUUCCACUCUCGAUACCUAUUCAAAUCUACAUUGCUAAUAGACAAACUUUCUACCAAAAAGGAGCAAUGAUACAAUCAGACGAGCGCUUAAAGCAGACUAACGAGGUCUUACAAGGAAUGAAAGUUGUAAAAUUAAAUGCCUGGGAGAAAAUAUUUCAAAAGGCUAUCGAGAUCACCAGGAGGAAAGAAGUUAAAAAGCUCAGGAUUCAGAUGCUGUGGCGGGUUCAGCUAAAUACCUUGGCCAAUGCAGUACCUCUUCUUCUCAUGCUUUUCGCUCUGAGCUUGUAUAGUGUAUUCUCUGGUAAGAGUUUGACUCCUGAUGUAGCCUUCACGUCGCUUUCAGUGAUCAACCAGCUUCAACUCCCUUUACAAUUACUACCUCGUGUAUCUGCUUUCUUUGUCAUCGCUGUAGUCAGUAUGCGUCGAUUAGGAAAGUUUUUCAAAGCACCUGAGAUCGAAGGAAAUUUGUUGACUGGUAAAGGGAUGAACGGAGACACCGUUGAUGAAGAGUAUAAAGAAAAGGUUUCUGAUUCCAGCGCUUUAAUUAAGAAAUUGAAGAAAGGAAAUGUCAAGGAAUAUGGAGCAACCCAUUAUACAAGAUUAACGAACGGUCAUAGUGAAUCGGACGCCGAAGCUAUUCCAAUGAUGAGCAUAAAUGGUGACACACUUCCAGCCAACAUUGCAUUGAAGGUGACUAAUGGGUCAUUCUCAUGGAGCGGUGAGACUCGGACACCGAUAAUAUCCGACGUAAAUAUUGAUAUUCCUGCAGGUAAACUUACAAUGAUUGUUGGUAAGAUAGGAGCGGGUAAAUCUUCUCUCUUGUCAGCCAUGUUGGAUGAAAUGAUCACAUUGAAUGGAGAUGUCAAGCAACGAAGCAAAAAGAUCGGAGUUGCAUAUGCAGCACAGACAGCAUGGCUCAUCAAUGCUAGCCUGAAGGACAAUAUCCUAUUUGGAAAACCUUUCAACUACAAAAGAUACAAACGGAUAUUGCAUGCCUGUUGCCUGCAACCAGACAUUGACAUUCUUCCAAUGGGAGACCUAACGGAGAUUGGUGAGAAAGGUAUCAACCUUAGCGGAGGUCAGAAGCAACGCAUCAGCGUCGCAAGGGCAAUGUAUAGCUCAUAUGACGUCGUUAUUUUAGACGAUCCACUAUCUGCUCUUGAUGUGCAUGUUGGUAGUCAUAUGUUCUUCAAAGGUAUUCUGGAUUUCUUGAUUGAGGAAGGAAGAACUGUUGUUCUUGUCACCCAUCAGGUUCAAUACUUGGAUCACGCUGAUCAAGUUAUCUACCUGCAAGAUGGAUAUGUAUGUAGGAGAGGAACAAUGAGAGAAAUUGAACAAGAUGAUCCCAGCCUUGUACAGUCUUGGAAUGUAACUCUAAAAACUGAUAAUGAGAUAGAAACGGCAGUAGGAUAUUGCAGUUCAACAGAUGAAGAACGAGAAGUUCUAAAAAAACGAGUCUCAAAGUCCAAGAAAGGUGAACAGAAUGACAUAGAGGUGAUUGAUGAGUCUUCCAGUACAUUGAUCGGUUUGGAAGAGAGAAAUCGAGGUUCCGUAUCUAUCUGGUAUUACUGGUAUUACCUAUGUAAGUUUGGGUUAUGCCAAGGCUUCUUGGUCUGUUUAUUUGCAAUACUUCAGAACGCUGCUACAGCCGGAACACAGUUCUGGCUUUCUGCUUGGUCAUCAGCUGGAGCCGAAUUACCAGUUAAUGCAACAGUUGAAGAAAGCAAUGCUGUGCUAAAGAAGUAUGUGGGUAUAUAUUGUGUUCUGAAUGGAUCUGAUAUUCUGUUGGGCACUGUAUGGACUACGAUACUACUCAUCCAGUGUGUUCAUGCUUCAAAGACUCUACAUAAUUUGAUGCUUACUAGAAUACUCAGAGCACCAAUGAGAUUUUUCGACACGACUCCGCUUGGACGAAUCAUGAAUCGUUUUGCUUCAGAUAUGCAGAAACUUGAUCAGACGCAAGGACCUUUUAUCCUGGGUUUAUUUAAGUUUCUCUUGAGUACUUUGGCUGGUGUAGUAGUUAACGCAAUCAUCUCUUGGUAUUUCAUCGUUGCUAUGAUACCUAUUACAUUGGCUUACAUGAUUCUCAUGAAAGUAUUCAUCGAUACAUCUCGGGAAAUGCAACGGUUAGUGAGUAUUUCAAACUCACCUGUUUUUUCUCAUUUCUCUGAGACGCUUGGAGGUCUUACUACUAUACGAGCAUACAGACUUCAGAAAAGAUUCAAGAAGAAUAUCAUUGGUAAAAUUGAGAGAAAUCAUGUGUCCUUCUGUUUCUUGCAAGACAGUAACCGAUGGUUAGGGAUACGAUUGGAUUUAACUGGAUGUAUGAUGGUUCUAGCUGCUGGACUAACCAGUCUUGCUGCAUCGUCUCUCCAUCCAGCUACAUUUGGAGCUAGUCUUGUUGGUCUUGCAAUAACGUAUGCAUGCAAGGCUGCGUAUUCCCUGACAUGGGUUGUUCGUAAUGCCACCAGUGUUGAGAUGGGCAUGAAUUCUGUUGAGAGGAUUGAAUACUACACCAAGGUAGACAACGAGAAAUACCGAGGUUCUAUUACGCCAAAGCCUUCCUGGCCUGACAAAGGUCAUGUUACAUACAAUCGAGUGUAUGCUAGGUAUGCAGCUAAUUUACCUGCUGUUCUUCAAGGAGUCAAUAUUGAUUUCAAACCAGGAAUGAAGGUUGGUAUAUGUGGGCGAACGGGAAGUGGGAAAUCAUCUCUGACAUUAACACUUUUCCGAAUCAUCGAUACGUUUAAAGGAGUGAUUAAAAUCGAUGGAGUAGAUAUUUCCAAGCUAUCACUAACCGAUUUAAGAGGUCGCCUUGCUAUCAUACCUCAAGACCCAGUCAUGUUCACAGGCACAGUACGAUUUAAUUUGGAUCCUGAGAAAAGACGAACUGAUACGGAGAUAUGGGAUGCUUUGGAAAUUGCUCAACUUAAGAAGCUUGUGAGCGAUCUUCCGAACAGUCUCGACUCAAUGGUGUACGAGGGAGGAGAUAAUUUCAGCGUAGGUGAAAAACAACUCUUCUGUCUUGCUCGUGCUAUGCUAAAGAAAUCUCGCAUUUUGAUCAUGGACGAAGCCACGGCCUCAAUUGAUGUCCACACGGAUGCCAUUUUACAAGAAGUGGUCGCAACUGCUUUUAAGGAGGAAACAGUCAUUACAAUCGCACAUCGAGUAUCGACUAUACUGGACUCAGAUCAGAUAGUGGUACUUUCCGAAGGACAUGUUGCUGAACUUGGAACACCGGAAUCUCUGUUAGCUAAAGAAGAUAGCAUAUUCGCGUCUCUCGUUAGAGCCAAGUCUUAAUCACUCUCAUUUACAAGUGUCUAUAUUGUUGGAAGUAUUUGUUGGAAUAAUUGAUUAUUAUGUAUGUUGUUAUGCAUUGUUAGAGUAAGCGUUAAAGCUAAAGGGUAAGUAAGGUAUCCAGAGUUUACAUAGGCCUUAUUUUAGCAUGUUUAUGAGUAAAUUGAUGGUAUGAAUGCGGUGUAACAGAAAAUUUCGUUUCAGUAAAUCUUGAAAUACUUGGUAUGAACAAGUUCUUUAUUUGCAACAAUACAAAUUUUAUAUACAACAAUUAUGACUUUAAGUUAAAAAGAAGGGGUUAAAGGGUAGCAACUUGAGAAAACUCUAUACAAAACUGAAUGAUUUAGAAAAAAAAAUCAGAUUUACGAUUCAUGUGCAUAACUGAACAGCAUCGUUAUUCCGGAUCUUCAAGACAAAGUUUGUUUUCCAUUAGAAAACAAUGGUAAAUACUAUUCUUAAAAAGAAUGUGAUUUUCCUGGGUGUUUUUUCACACUUCAUAUCCAUGCUAUGACAUUGAACAUAAGUUAUUUUAUCUGUGUAUUCACUACAAUUCAUACUCAUGAGCGUACUCUUUAUGUAUUGAACGAAAUAUCGGAUUAUGACUUUCUAACUUAAGUCUCAGUUGAUGACCCCCCC